This is a messenger RNA of Trichoderma virens Gv29-8, 3435 nucleotides long. RefSeq lists its product as uncharacterized. The record is from RefSeq and is a predicted model, not a curated record. The transcript is spliced from 6 exons. Bases 1 to 3435 code for a protein of 1144 amino acids. Lineage: Eukaryota; Fungi; Ascomycota; Sordariomycetes; Hypocreales; Hypocreaceae.
AUGACUGCUGUGCGAGGCCCGCGUCUCCAGGUCGGGUCCGCGGCGUGGGUGGGCGAAGAGCGAGCAUCUGCGCUGGAGAUUGUGCAAUCAGAAGUAGAGGAGUUCUCUUAUUCUGCCCACAAUGAGGUUGAAUGGCUUAAUGAGCACAUGGCUGCAAUCUUGAACGAGAACGAAGUUAAUAUCACAGAAGCAUUUAAAACUCCUGGUAAACUUAGGGGCAAAACACCCCAUACGACUCGGAAGGUCAAUGCAGCCGAGGCGCGAGUGCCUCUAUCCGAUGUAUUUAGAGCAGCAUCCCCUAGUGUUUCGAAAAGCCAGCCCUUGUCACAUACCACCCGUCCCCAUCCUCCUCAGCUACAUCAGGUCGCGUCGAAGGCAGUACCACUAGUCACGAACCCCGUCUCUCCUCAGCGACAAGUUUUCUCCCCCUCGCGACCGCUUCCUCCUCCUCGAGCCCUGCAGGAUUCUGGCUAUUAUGGGAGCCAAGAUUUCAUUGCCACGGAUCCUAGCGAAAAUGCGGAGCCCGAAGACUUUGCAAAUCCCUACAGCGAUAUCGUAUUACCCCCUGGCGGAUCUUCAGUAAGGCGAAGCCCGGUCCGAAAAAUUGUUUCAGUGUCUCCGACAAAGAGCUUUCCAACAACGAAAGAGGACUCAACAACACAUAUUCUGCCAGAUGUACCAUAUGAUGCGACACAGGACGAACCAGAGUCGCCAGCCAAAGAAUUCGAUGCGGAUGAGCCAUCUUCUGAAGCGCCCGGGUCAAGCCCGAUUAGGCCCGUUGUUCGAAAAAGUAGCUUGAAUUUUGCUUCGUUGCCAGCCCGGGAACCUCUUACCUCGGGCAAAAGCCUUGGUGCGCGACAGUCUCGGAACAGCCAUGUCGAUACCGGGAACAGUAGCAGGACAAGCUACUACCAGAGACAGACUGGCGGCAAAAGCCUCGGAAACCUCGCUAAACACGACUCAACACACGAGGACAAAGCCAAUGGCAUGGAAGUGGAAGCAGAGGACGCUUACCCCGCCUAUGAAGCCCCUGAGGCUGAUCGACCUGGCGUGAAUCAUACGAAGACAUAUACGCAGAGACUGCAAGAUCAAAUCAGCAUGCUGAGCAAGCCGCAAGGAAGCUUUGGACAAACCAAGCAGACAUCUAAUGCGGCAGCGGCACAGCAAGAUCCAGUCCAAGCACAGGCCGUUACGAGCCCAAAGGCGGCUUCUCCCGAGAAGGAGCCGUCAUCAUCUUCAUCAACUAUGCCGACUGAUUCCUCUGCCUUGGCGAGAGAGACUGCUCCUCUAUCUAAGGCAAUUUCCAUAUCAAAUCCCGGUCUGGCAUUUUCUCACGAUGAGUUGGCUGACACCCCUUCUAAAUCACCCACUCGGGGCUUCCGGGAUAGCCCACUAAAGCAAGUCAAGAGCAAGCUGUCGUCUAUUUUGAAGAGCUCUCGCGGUCUACUUGCUACCAACGCUGAAGGGAAGUCCCUAAUGUCGCCAUCAUCCACCCGUCUAGCGUUGCAUGCGGGACCAUCUUCGGAGUCUAUCGCUCUGAAGCCCCAGGAGAUCGAAUCUCAACCUACCGAGCCCGUGAGCCCAACAAAGCCGGUUGCACGUCGCACUAGGGCAUCUACAGAACGAGAGAAAGAGCAGAAGCGCCGAGAGAAUGAAGUUAAACGCAUGGAAGAGCAGAUGGAUAAACUUGACAAGGCACGAGAGAAAGAGCGAGAAAAGGCUCGAGCAUUCACCCAAGAGCAAGAGAAGGUGGCUACUAUGGAGAAGGAAAUCGCUGCCAAGAGACAAGACGAGAGGCUGGCAAUCAAGGCAACUCCUAAUCCCUCCAAGACUGGCCCGCCCAGUCCUCGCAAGAUGAGAGCUGGCGAGGCGUCUCAGUCCAGACAGAUGGAUCAAGACACCGAUAUGUCUGACGCCCAGCCUCCCAUGCCUCCCCCUUCCUCUACUAAACCGACCCUGCCCGGCCGCGGCAAGGAUAUCAAGCGACCAGUGAAGCCAGUGAAAGAUUCAGCCUCAAAAAUAAAAGCCCCCCCUACCGUUAUUAGGGUCAACACCGGCUCACAACACUCGCAAUACCAGCCUGCUGGCAGCCGAGUAUCUACCGCGUCUCAUGAUACCUUGAACUCUACCCAUUCGACAGCCUCAUCAAAAACCAGCAAGUCGUCUUACCAGGCCAAAUCUUCGGUGCCCAAGGCUACCUCUUCUGCUAGCCGAUCCAAAGCAACAGAAUUGGCUGCCAGGAAAAAGGAGCAAGAUGAAAGGGAAUCGCAGCGACGACGGGAGGCAAAGGCAGAAAUGGAGAGAAAGCGAAUUGCAGCACAAGAGGAGCAGCGAAAACAAGACCAACAGCGGCGCCUUGAGCUGGAGCGGCAGAAACAGCAGGAAGAAGAGAAGAAAAGGCAGGCUGCUAUUGAAAAGGCUAAACAGACCAGAGCUCCGCCCCCGGCAGUACGGCCACAGCCAAACGGCCCACCAGAUUCAACCUUGGCUCAGCAGAGGUCGGCAUUUUCAAAAGCUGAGGGUCAGCCUGCUCGACCGCCCUCCCGCUUGGCCAGCAUGCGCGAUGAUCCAAGCAGACCUGCUAGUGCCCUAUCAAACGCUGCCAAAGCGGGUGCAAAACGCACCCUAGUGCCAGAGACGAGUGAUGAUACGUAUUCAAGACCCCCGCCCUCUCGAGGCGGGCCAGCAUACCAGACCAAGGAUUCUAAGCGGCGCCGGACCAGUGAACAUGGUGAUGAUGAGUCAGAGGUGGACAAUGCUCCUAAGAUUAAAGGCCCACCAGUGAGGCCUUCAACGGGAUUCAAGAAGGACCUGCCAACGAAAUCUGCCUUCCAGAAUGGAUAUCCAGCCGCCCCUCCCAGCGCGACUCGAGAUUUGUUCAAGGCUGCCGUCACAAGCCAGCACAGCAGCCAUAUCAAAGCAGCCCACCCUCUUGAUAUGGCCCAGAUCUCAAAGGGCCCGAUUCCCUUUGCGCCAGGCUCAACUGCUGCUGGACCUUCUCACAAGACACCAGCCCGUCCGGGACAGUUGGCCAGUAUCAAGGGGAGUGUGAGGAAGGCUUCGCCGCGGUUUCAAAACGGUGAUUCGAUUGAGCUUCCCGAGAUUCAGACUGAUGAUGAUGACGACGACGAUGAUGAAGCUCAAGGAAUGAACGUGGCUGCGUGGGCUGACUCUCCGGACUUGCGGCGGGCUCUCAUGGCGCAAGAGUCGAUGGACCCAUCGCAGAUUUUUGGUCCACCGGCGCCCUUGAUCAUGGAGGAAGUUUUCAAUAAGAGCAAGGACAAGUGGCACAAGUUCCGCCAGAGGACGUCUAGUGCCAACUGGAGCGGCCUGGAUCGUUUGACUGAGGAUGACAUUCGAAAGGAUAUGGCGGCUCGUGACAAGCUGCGGCGAGAUGGAGGAUGGUCGUAUGAGAUGAGCAAGGAUAUGUUAUAA